This is a messenger RNA of Klebsormidium nitens, 1738 nucleotides long. The record is from the annotation of a GenBank genome assembly. NCBI's taxonomy places the organism in Eukaryota, Viridiplantae, Streptophyta, Klebsormidiophyceae, Klebsormidiales, Klebsormidiaceae.
GUUGAAUCGGAAGAGAUGAGCUGAGCGGUGCCGCCAACCACGUUGACAAUCACCGCUCCAUUUGCAGCAACAGUACUGUAACGAACUUCCAAGAAAGUCUUGCUGAUCGAACAGAGCGCUACUGAGGGGCGCCCCAUUCCCAACCAGCAUCUUUGGGGAGUUCACGCAGCUCUUGAGCUGGCUUUGUGCGCAUACAGAACCUGUUCCCGUCCUUAGCUUAUUCGCAGCCAUGAAGGGUGGAGGGUCUGGCAUGUUCCGCAGCAUGGCAUGGACUUUGGUCAUCGUGCUUAUUUUGCUCGCCUCGCAAGCGCUCUUUUCGCUCUUCAUUUGGGUGUCCAUUCCCCUCACUCAAGAGCUCCAGGUCGCCGCGAGCUGCAACUGCGCGACGCAACGCCGCGUGUCCCAGAACUUUGAGGGAAUCGCGCUGCAAGAGAUCGUCGAUCUUUGGCCGCAUGUGCUGCGCCUGCCGGGAAGGGUUUUGGUGAGCGCCAGACCUGCUGUGCCGGCGUAUCCGCAUGCAAUCAAGAGAAUGUGCGUCAUUGGAGAGAGGCACAGCGGGACAGAGUGGCUGGAGGAAGAACUAGGCGCGGAGUUUCAGGGCGGCGAGCCGCACCGGUCGGGCAUGGCCUUUGAGAACUGUCACCGGCACAAGCACUGGUUCCAUUACCCAGGAAUGCUGGAGCCCUUAGUAGAGGACGGCGACCUAAUUUUCGUGGUCGUGCGCAACGCCGUCGAUUGGCUCCUCAACAUGGCCCAAGAGCCGCACCACGCUUACAGCCAUGCGGAUCUGCCCUUCGAAGAAUUCCUUACUCGGCCGUGGGUCCCUGACAAAAGGACGGACGUUUGCACCCCCGAUCAGGAGCGAUACCUUUCCACGCCCUACUACGAAACAUACUCGCCUGCGUUUGGGGGCCCGUAUCCUGCCGGCCCUGUCAAAGAUGUGAUGCAGCUGCGAGCGAUGAAGCUCGACAACUUUCUGCGGCUGCAGCAGUGGGUGCCGAACGCUCAGGACCGCGUUAUCUUCGUCAGGUACGAAGAUAUGAUCGAUCGGGAGGGUCAGGGGCUUCAGGACCUGAUCAACGAAGUGAAGUCUCGCUUUGAGAUCGACGGCCUCUGUCGCCCGGAAAAGGUCGUAGAUAGGAGAAAGAAAGAGGCACCACGUCAGCGAACCGCUGGGGUUGAUCUUGCGCAGGUCCAUGAUAAGCAGAACGUUGCCGGAACCAAGUUCGAGUCGGCGCAGGCGAUUCGGACCUUUUUCAAGGGGACGGAUUUGGAGCUGGAGAAGAAGUUGGGAUACAACUACGACUAUUUGCUAAGGCCCUCGACCUAGAAAUACAUGGAAUGAAAAACGUUCAAAUUUGAACGGGAUGUAUAAUACUUCACCAUAAGAUUCUAGUUAUAGCUGCCAACGAGCAGCAACGGUGCGAUUAUGUAUAAGCGGUAAAAUAUAAUACGUAAAGAUACUGCAAGGAAAUGACGCUGGGGGUUGAGUUAUACUAGUCUCGUGGGAACCGGUCAAGAAGUGGCUGCCAUCAACUCUAUGCGAUCAAUAUCUGUAGGGAUUUUCGGCGUCUAGUAAAUGGGCACUUUGCAAAUUUGCAGUGCCAGAUUAAAUCUGCUCAGACCUUUGCUUGGGGGCAGCGACUGUCCGGUGAGAGUGGUGCUAAUCUGACUUUGGUCGAGACGGGUUGCUACUAGUACUGGUCGAAUUCAUAAGUAUUGGGCUACUGCGAUUUCC